UCGAGAUGGAAGUUUAUCAGAAGACCAAUAUUCUCUUGGAUCCAUCCGGAGACACCUUUCACCGUGCUGUGGGGAUCACCCUUCAAGGGGGACAGAUCUUUGGUCUUUUCCCAGUGUCUGGUAUACUCAACAAAAAUUCAAACAAAAUAAGGUUUCGAUGGAUAUCUAUAAAAGUGCUGUACUACUUUUACAUAUUUAUUUUCCAAACGAUACAUUUAAUGUUAUCCCUGAGAAGAGCUGUAAGAGUCGAAAUGAGCUUUGGAGUAUUCGCUGCUGUUUUCUUCUAUUUCGUCACUCUUCUAGGUGGUUUCAUUAUUUUUCAAAAGGCUAAGAAUUGGCUCAAAAUUGUUAAAAGAAUAGAAUUAACAGAAAAAAUAUUCCUACAUCCACCAUAUCGGCAAGUGGGAUUCUCUAUGCGGCGGAAAGUACGGUUAGUAACACUAAUUUUACUAAUUGGAGGCGUAGCAGAACAUAUGAUGUACUUUUCGACUAAGUUUAUCAACGCUAAAGCUCAGCUUGAAAAAUGCAAUCUUCAAUUACCAGUCCUUGAACAUUUUCUCAAGACUGAAAGAAGACACUUGUUUUCAAUAUUACCCUACAAUACUGUCCUAGCGCUGUUAUUCGAAUGGUCCAACAUUUGUAUCACAAUCUGCUGGUCUUACAUGGAUGUGUUCAUAAGUCUCUUCACCUGCAGCAUGGCCUAUCGCUUCCGACAGAUUACUGAUCGUAUGAAGAGAGCACGAUUUCAGACUAUGCCAGAUAGUUUUUGGAUAGAAAUUCGAUCUCACUUCACAGAUCUGACUAAUCUACUGAAUUAUUUGGAUAAACAACUUGCAAGUCUGAUCAUUAUAGCCUGUGGAAAUAAUCUGUACUUCAUUUGUCAGCAACUCUUUAACAGCUUCGAAGUAACGUCAGAUGCACUAAAUGCUGCCUACUUUCUAGUUUCCCUCAUGUAUAUAAUCUGCCGUACCCUUACUAUGCUUUUCUUCGCGGCAUCGGUUAAUGAAGCUGCCAAAGAACCUUAUCAAAUGCUUAAAGCCCUACCAUAUACAUCUUGGAGUACAGAGAUUCAGAGAUUUUCCGACCAACUAAUCAGCGAAGUGAUUGGAUUUUCUGGUAACAGAUUCUUCUUCAUAACAAGGACACUAAUUCUAGCGCUAAUAGGCACUAUUGUUACUUAUGAACUCGUGCUCUUGGAUCAUAUUACUGAGCCACCAGAAAUUAUCCAAAACUCUUGCUAUAUUGCUUACUUGAACGCUCAUCAUCAAGCAAAUUGGACUGCCUAAUCAUUGAGUAAUUAUUCUAAAUCUACAGCAAUAUAAUGGCUAAAAAUUCUGUUAUGUUGGGAGACGUAAUACAAGAACUUAAAUCAAGUCAAUAAAUGUAAUUUUU
Molecule: messenger RNA, 1392 nt
Organism: Phlebotomus papatasi
Lineage: Eukaryota; Metazoa; Arthropoda; Insecta; Diptera; Psychodidae
Product: gustatory receptor for sugar taste 64b-like
Exons: 4
Coding region: 6-1286 (426 amino acids)
Biological process (GO): sensory perception of sweet taste; detection of chemical stimulus involved in sensory perception of taste
Cellular component (GO): membrane
Molecular function (GO): sweet taste receptor activity
Source: RefSeq, a predicted model, not a curated record